This is a messenger RNA of Periconia digitata, 1872 nucleotides long. Lineage: Eukaryota; Fungi; Ascomycota; Dothideomycetes; Pleosporales; Periconiaceae. The record is from the annotation of a GenBank genome assembly.
GCCAAACAACAACAUUCAGUCUCGACAAACAUGUCGCGAUCCGGCUUCAACAUGGCCACUACCACGGAUGGUGCGGCGUAUAAUAAACUACGGCGUCCAGAGUUUCUUGCGUCCCCACCCACCGAAUUCCCAUCUGGAAGACAUUCGCACAUCCCCAUGCCCACGCCCGAAUCGAACAAGCGAAAGCACGACGACGCCGAUAUGACCGGCGACGGCUCGGAUGGCGAGAUCAUAGAAGACGAGCCUAAAGAAAAGCGGAUAAAACACACAGAGACCUUUCAGAAGCCCGAUCAGAUGGGACCCCCACGCGUCACCAGACCAGUUCGAGAGAACGGCAUGCAAUCCAUGUUUCCCGGUCUCGAUGGCGAUGACGCUUCCGAAGAUGAGACCAUGCAGCAAGCACUUGCAUAUCUCCGCAGUGUGAGGACCGAAGCCUCUGCCAUUCCCACUCUUCUGGUCGCUCCACCGGAAAUGGAGGAAGAUCAGGAAGACCGUACUAUGUAUGAUGACGGACGUGGUGAUCAUAGAGCUUGGUACAUUGAUGGGACCUGGGUCGCUGUGGGCAAUCCCGACGAUCAAUGGUCCGACUCUACCUCAGACAUGGAUCCACAAGAAGGCUACUACAAGUCUCUUCUGGGCCGUUAUAAGAAGCUACAGCAUCAGCUUGUGAAUGCUGAUUCCGCAAAAAUCGCUGCCCUUGUGCAGGCGAACCCGGAAAAGUACGCCGAUUUCAUGAUGCCGAACAGGCGGGAUGGUUGGCUGUACACCUUCGAAAAUGAGGAUCCAACCCCAGUGCUCGCGCAUGGCCUUUCCGAGACAAAUUUCUUCUGGGCAUUAGAGUUUUCUGGGGAGUCCCUGAGUCAUCAUGAUACAAUCUCCAAACGGAAAAGCUGCUGGAUCUGGACGUUGCUAGCUUUGGCCGGAGAUCGUGGUACUUUGGACUACACCAAGAUUGGACGUAUACGAGAGUUGGGCCGAAGGGCAGGCCAGCUGAGCGUUCGAUUGAGAGAAGGCGCUCGUUCUGACCCGCACAAGGAGAAUGAAGAUGAUGAGGUGGAAGAGUGGGUUGUAGACGGUGCAGGAACCGAUGGUGAAGCGAGCGUGCAUGGAGCAGAAGAAGAGCCAGCAGAAUCAAGCCAAUUUAGCACGCCCAAGGACAAUUUCCAGAACGAUCCUGUAGGCGACGACAACACCGACGACUCAUCAUCCAACGACGAAGGCGAAAUCAGCGAGGACGACGAGGCUGAUAAAACCAACAUGUCGGAACUAGAAGCAGCGCGCGCAAAGUUGCUGGCCCAGCUCGGUGACCGCCUCGUCCAGACAUCUGUCCCUCCUCCACCCGGCUUUCUGCGCCACAAGCACCAGCGUAAGCGCUGCCACGACCCCGACUGUCACGUCGUCAAGAGACGAUUAGCAGCCCACGCCAGGAAACUUCACACUCAGAACGCCGCGCCCGCCCUAUCCGCAUCCGCGGCGCCGGGGCCCCCACCGCCCAAACCCGUCUUCGCGUCGCGCGCCGAAGCAGAGCAGUACCGGCAAAAGAUGCGCGAAACCGAACUGCAGAAGCUAAACGCGCCUUCAAACAGCGCAGCAUCACCUCCAAGCGUACAGCCAACCGCUGCCGUUCCCUCCGCUCCGCUCCCGCAGGAUCCACUUGCACUUGCACCGUCAUCUAAACAAGAUCCCCCAUCCAGCCAUGUAAAAGCAUCACUCCCCCACAACGACAAUGCCCAGUCACAUCUAAACCUGGACCACGAAGACGCCGCAGAUCCCGUAGAUCUAAAUACCCGCGUCACCAUCGACAUGAUACUGACCAUUGUCGCCGAGUGCUACGGCCAAAAGGAUCUCCUCAGAUAUCGCGAGCCUUGGUGA